Molecule: messenger RNA, 1547 nt
Organism: Sebastes umbrosus (honeycomb rockfish)
Lineage: Eukaryota; Metazoa; Chordata; Actinopteri; Perciformes; Sebastidae
Gene: star2
Product: steroidogenic acute regulatory protein 2
Exons: 7
Coding region: 74-925 (283 amino acids)
Biological process (GO): regulation of steroid biosynthetic process; steroid biosynthetic process; intracellular cholesterol transport
Cellular component (GO): mitochondrial intermembrane space; mitochondrion
Molecular function (GO): cholesterol transfer activity; cholesterol binding
Source: RefSeq, a predicted model, not a curated record
GCGUCCUUCACAAGCCAUAUAAAGACCAGAGACGCUGUCUGCUGCUUUGCUGUCGCUGCCAAAGACAGACAACAUGCUGCCUGCCGUUGUAAAGCUCUGCUGUGGAAUCUCCUACCCGCAUCUGAGGAGUCUGGCAGGACUUCAACGCACAGCUGUGGCAGUGAUAGGCCAGGAGCUCACACACAUGCAGAGAUGGGGACAGGUCCAGCAUCACAUGAGAACACUUGCUGGAUUAAAGUAUAACGAGCCCGAACCUGAAGAAACAAAGCCCGUGCCUUCGAAAGAAGAUCAGCUGUUCUACGUACAACAAGGUCAAGAAGCGAUGAGGAAGGCUCUCUGUAUGGUGGAAGACACGCAAGGGUGGAAGGUCGAGAUCACAGAGAGCGGAGGGGAUGUUAUUUCUAGCAAAGUGUUGCCGGGGGCCAGGAAGGUCUUCAGGCUGGAGGCGGUCCUGGAGGCCAGCGUGGACGAACUCUACGACCUCCUGUUUGUCCGAGUGGAGGAGAUGCACCAGUGGAACCCGAGCAUACGGCAUAUCAAAGUUCUGAAGCAUGUUGGACCCGAAACGAUCGUAACACACGAGAUUUCAGCCGAGACGGCGGGGAAUCUGAUUGGCCAAAGGGAUUUCCUGAGCGUCAGACACAGUUGCAAACGAAAGUCCAGCCUUUAUCUCGGAGGAGCGGCGAUUCAGCUGGAGUCCUUCCCACCUCAGGCAGGCUUUGUGAGAGCCGAGGACGGACCGACCUGCAUCAUCAUUCGGGCUCUGGAGGAGGAUAAAGGAAAAAGCCGCUUCACGUGGCUUCUUAAUAUGGACGUCAAGGGCUGGCUGCCAAAGUCCAUUGUCAAUCAGGCUUUGCCCCGAGCACAGCUGGAUUUCACCAGACACCUCCGCAGACGUCUCACAGCGAGCGCCACCCUGAGCUAACCGAGUCUGAGAGACACCCACACUACAGCAGCAGCAGCAGCAGCAACACCCUGUCACCACUCACAGGGGGGAGACUGGGAGACGGAGGCACGGUGACAGUCUGGCUGCUCGGCAAAACACUGCCCUUUCAGAGGGAGCAGAAACGCUGCCCGGAGGAGACGCUCAGCUCCAGAGCUGGCACACAUCAGUGUCUAUCAGCAGCCGCAGUGCCAGCCCGGCAGAAGGCAGCUGGUUUAUAGGAAUUAAUGUCAGUGUGCCGCUCAAACCUCAAGAUUACCUGAGUAGGAGUCACCACUUGUCUGUCGACACACGACUAACUGGAGGACAACUGGACGAAAACUAAUAAAGUGCUUGAAUGUGCCUACUUUGUCUGAUUCAUUUUCAUCCAUCACUACAUAAAUUCCUUUCAGCAGCGAGUCAAGAGUCAAAAGUAAAUGUGCAUGACUCAUUUCAGACUGAAUUAAUCAGUAAAUGUAAGGUUUUGUAACGAAUGAUUCACACUCGUUUACAGUAGCUUUUACAAAUCUUUCUCCGCAUAGCCUCGAAAUGGAAGUCAAGCAAAAAAACAGUUCAAUAUAACGAGAGUAAAUGGAGGCUGAAUAGAGGAAUGACAAGAAUCUGA